UCUCCCCCGGGCCGCGCCCCGGGGCCCCGCACUGACGGCCCAUGGCGCCGCCCGCCGCCCGCCUCGCCCUGCUCUCCGCCGCCGCGCUCACGCUGGCGGCCCGGCCCGCGCCCAGCCCCGGUCUGGGCCCCCGUCCCGAAUGUUUCACAGCCAAUGGUGCAGAUUAUAGGGGAACGCAGAACUGGACGGCGCUGCAAGGCGGGAAGCCAUGUCUGUUCUGGAACGAGACUUUCCAGCAUCCGUACAACACUCUGAAAUACCCCAACGGGGAGGGGGGCCUGGGCGAGCAUAACUAUUGCAGAAACCCAGACGGAGAUGUGAGCCCCUGGUGCUACGUGGCGGAGCAUGAGGACGGCGUCUACUGGAAGUACUGCGAGAUCCCCGCCUGCCAGAUGCCUGGAAACCUCGGCUGCUACAAGGAUCAUGGAAACCCACCUCCUCUAACUGGAGCCAGUAAGACAUCGAACAAACUCACCAUACAAACCUGCAUCAGUUUUUGUCGGAGCCAGAGGUUCAAGUUUGCUGGGAUGGAGUCGGGCUACGCUUGCUUCUGUGGGAACAACCCCGACUACUGGACGUACGGGGAGGCGGCCAGCACCGAGUGCAACAGCGUCUGCUUCGGGGACCACGCCCAGCCCUGCGGCGGCGACGGCCGGAUCAUCCUCUUCGACACUCUCGUUGGUGCCUGCGGUGGGAACUACUCAGCCAUGACCUCUGUCAUCUACUCCCCUGACUUUCCGGACACCUACGCCACGGGGAGGGUCUGCUACUGGACCAUCCGGGUGCCGGGAGCCUCCCGCAUCCACUUCAGCUUCACCCUAUUCGACAUCAGGGAUUCCGCCGACAUGGUGGAGCUGCUGGACGGCUACACCCACCGGGUGCUGGUCCGCUUCAGCGGACGGAGCCGCCCCCCUCUGUCCUUCAAUGUCUCUCGGGACUUCGUCAUCCUGUAUUUCUUCUCCGACCGCAUCAACCAGGCCCAGGGGUUCGCUGUGUUAUACCAAGCCGUCAAGGAAGAACUGCCGCAGGAGAGGCCCACUGCCAACCAGACGCUGGCUGAGGUGAUCACAGAGCAGGCCAACCUCAGCGUCAGCGCUGCCCGGUCCUCCAAGGUCCUCUACGUCAUCACCACCAGCCCCAGCCACCCGCCCCAGACCAUCCCAGGUAGAUGGACUGUGUACGGCCUGGCAACUCUCCUCAUCCUCACGGUCACAGCCAUUGUAGCAAAGAUACUUCUGCACGUCACGUUCAAAUCGCAUCGUGUUCCUGCUUCCGGGGACCUUCGGGAUUGUCACCAAGCAGGGACGUCAGGGGAAAUCUGGAGCAUUUUCUAUAAGCCUUCUACUUCGAUUUCCAUCUUUAAGAAGAAGCUCAAGGGUCAGAGUCAGCAAGACGACCGCAACCCCCUUGUGAGUGACUGAAGCGCCCGUCCUUCCCAGGGCGCGAGGCUCCCCCGAGCUCGAGGCCGCAGGGGACCGCCUCCCCCGUGGUUCCUGCCCACGAACUCCUCCCUGCCUCUCCUCCUCCGCCACCUCUCCAGGGGCGCCUGCCGGUGGACUGGGAAGGGUGCCCUGCAGCAGGGGCAGAGUGGCCUGGGUCCCUCCUGCUUCAUCAGCUGCACCUCAGAGGGAGACACUCAGGGUCCCAGGUCCGGGGCCUCCUGCGUGUGUCUCUCUGGUCUAGGAGUAGGGGCGUCGGGACCCUGGGGCUGAGAGGACAAAGACGGCUGUGUCCAGCACUGGGUUCAGGUACCUUCUAGGUGACUGUCAGGUGGUGGGUAAGUGUAGCGUACGUUCAGUCUUUCUUGCUUCUUCUUCGUGUUGUCCACACACAGACCACUUUCUCCUGGUCGUCGUGGUUUGGAAGGGGGCCAGGCAGAGAAUUCUGAGGUUCUCUUGAGGGUUGGCCCGGGCCGGUGCUCCUGGGUCCCAAAGCCCUAAAGAGGGCCCACACUCCGUGCUAACUCUGGGGCUUUGUCCUCCUGGCACCGGGUGAAAACAGGCCUGAGAGUGAGGUCUGCUGACCCCCGUUCGCGUUAAAUCUGAAACCUUCCGCAUUCGGGCUUCUCCCCACAGCUUGGUGGCCCACAGAGCAAGCUUGUGGAGCGGCCGCAUAAAACACCCAUUGACGUGUUCACACAACAGGCUUUACUGAAAGCUCGUGCAGGUGCUCAAUGAGUCCUUGUUGGACUGGAUUUGUCUGGCCUCGCCCCCGAACAGCCUGUGGUCCCGUGGGACCCGAGCCAGGCCCUCGCCUCUCCCGGAUGCUCUAGGCUGACUCUCAGCUCAGAACAGGGAGUGUAAAGAUCAUGGUUGGGCAUUCAGGCGGCAUCGUUUGAGACAGGGUGGCCAGCAGUCCCUCCGUUAGCCGCCCCACAGCACCCCACAGCCGGUGUUCUCGGUGGCCCUCUCUGCUCCUUCCCACGGGGACAGAGUGGGGUUUGGAAUGGCUUGCUGGAGAAGGAGAGGGCUCUUAACCCUGGUCCCUCACUACCCAGCCCCUGGGUGGGGAGCAGAAGCACAGGGAUGGUCUGCGGAGUGAGAGGGAGGGUUUGGGAACCGGAGACCUUCUGAGGACCGGCCUCCAAGACCGAGAGCUGCAAGUGCCUUUGCUCCAAAGGCAUACAGAGUCCAUGCCGUCCAGUUCAGGGGCCCCCAGCAGCCACAGCGGGCUGUGCCCACAGCAGCUGAGCAGAGCCCCGCCCAUGCCUCUGAAGGCCCGGCCUAAGCCUUUGUUAGAACACGACUCCCCAGAGGCACUCGGGCCUGGGUCUUUCUGUCCUUCUGGCCUCACAGGUUCCCCCUUUGGAGCACUUUGCCUGCCUUCCCCAAGUCCCUAAGCCACUGCCCACCACAGCCCUGCUUGGGUUUUGCCAUACUGGCAACCCAUCUGAAACCGGCUGCUGCUAGAAAAACAGGGCUGUGUGGGGCUAGCCGGGAGGUGUCUGCAGGGAGAGGUGACCACUGGCAGCCAGGAAAGACACUAGGAGCUGACAGGCAGAGGGGCGUUCAGAGGAGGGAAAGGGUGCAGAGUGUCCGCAGCAGGGCAGGGGCACUGCCCGCCCCCGCCCCCACGUGAGGCCUAGCACAAGCGUGGAUCUGCUCCGUGCUGUCUUCACACUUUGAUCUGGGCAGGGCGGUUACCCUGGAGCAGCUGUCCGCAGCCCCCGGGCCUGGAGACAGAGGUCCGCCCCAUACAAGGGCCGCUGGAAAUACGCUGACAUGUGCAGUCUCCGUUCCAAGCUAUUCCUGGCUUUUGUGGCAUCUCCUCUCAAACCCAAGUGUCAGGUGUGCGGGCACAAAGGGCCCUGUGCAGGCAGAUCCACCCCCGGCACAAAGGGAGUGUGGAAUGUGGCGAAGGGUUCGCCCAGGCCAGAGCCACUGUUCAGCUGCCUGGGGCUUUCUUUCUCUGAUCGCUGACCUCUGGGGCAGGCAGCCCACCUCGUGCCUCUGGUCACGGGGGCCAAGCCAGUGGGUUGUCUGGGCCUGCAGCUGGAUCCGCCCUCUCUCAGAGAUCCGGGAAGGGCUGGGGAUGCCCUGGGGCCCUCCUUCCGGCUGGUCCCGGAGCAGCCCGGUGCCACCAGGAUCACUUUACAGCCCAGGGAGGGACCACUAGCAACCCAAACCGGCCUCAGGACAGCAUGGGGGGAGGUCGCCGUAGAUGGUCCCAGGCCAAACCCCAUAAGUCCAUGAGAGGCGAUGAGAGGGAGCCACAGUCUGGCCACGGUCCUGGUUGGAACCUGUCGGCAACACCCACCAAGGGUCCUCUGCAGCUACGUAAACACCUGAGAAACACCUUGUCCCAGAAGAGGUGGGGCAUGCUUCCAGGAGCAUUGAAGGAGGGAGCACUUGAUCUUCUAAGAAACUACUUUAGAAAAGACAAGUGAGGGUUGGAGGUGAUGGGCAAGGCAGCCCUGAGAAAGUUCACUGUAGAUGACACAGCAGAAGGUCAAGGAAGGGGGGCCUCCGGGGACCAACUCGGACGGCGGCUCUCAAAGCAUCCGGUGCAGAGCCCCUGCCCCGAGGUGCAGCGUGGAGGGUGCUGCAAGCUCACCCCUUGCUCGGGACCGCCGUGCCCUCCUCACCCUGUCCGCCACCAGCUCUCGGGCCCUGCCUUCUCCGCAUGCGGCUGCCCCGACCUGAGGGAGUGCCCCCUGGCAGCUGCUCCUGUUGCCUCCCGGGGUGGUCGCACCUUUCCUUGGCCAUGCUUCCCAGCAGCCGUGGCCCCUCCAAAAGGCUCUCAGAGCCCGAGUUCUUCCCCACGAGCCAGUGCUUUCGGGCAGAGAAGGAGUAGGGAUGGACGCUGGGACCUCCCCCGCCCCGUCAGGGCAGGGUAAGGCCUCUCUGGGUGUAAGUAAGGUCACCUGGUUGCUCGCUGUAGCCUCUGAAGUGUGGGCUCUGGCUCAAGACUCCAGUCGGCCAGAGACCCACCACGAUCAAAGCACUAGUGAGGGCAACCGUCCUGGACCUGAGGCCGCAGCUGUGGGGAGGGGCCUCGCCCACAUGCCCCACCAUUGCCAAGCCUCUGUGCGCCCUGGGCACUUAAUCCUCACGAGCACUUAGUGGACGGCCUCCCGGAUCCCGUCUGCCCUGCCCGACGAGGCCACCCCAGGUCUCCCCCCCCCCCCCCCCGCCCCCGGAGCCGGGCGGCUCCCCACUCCACCGCCCAGUCCAGUGGCACCCUCUUGGGUUUCAAAUCUCCUAUCUGGUGUUUGAUGUCUGCUUUUGUUACUACCUUGGGGAUUUUUAACCUUCGGUUGUUUCCUCCGGUGUCCGUGUUUACCUUCCUCACUCUCUACCUCCUGGCCAGGUCUCUCAGCUCAGCUGCCCUGGCGUGGGGUGUUUCUCCGACCUUCCAGCCGCGGCUGCCUCCCCCCCGGGCCGGCCGGCUCAGGGGUGACGGGGCCUGCCCCUCCGCCUGCAGACCCCGGGGUGUGGGGGGGUGUGCUCUGCGUGGGCGUCUGUCUCGCUGAGUCCAGCCUGCUCAACGAGACGGACGUGGGGUGUGGAGGAGGGUCCAGGGCACGUCCGCUGCUUCGGAGAGGACGUGCCCUCAGGAGCAGAGCGGGCAGCCGCCGCCACCGGGGCCGCGCGGCACCCAGACCUGCCCGCAUCCAGACCCCCCGUCCCGUGGGGACCUCGACUUGGGAUGAUAAGGCUUUAUUUGUAAAUAUGCUCUUAAUAUGCAACUCUGAGAAUAAAAUAGAAACAUCGUGUAUUUUAAAAUAUGAGAUGAAGUGUGACGCACUGUAUACAAUUUAAUAUAUAUUUUUAGGAUUUUGUUAUUUAAGAAAAUGGAAUGUAAUGGUACUUAACUUUUGCAAAAGAGAGAAAAAUGUUAUUUUUACUGCCUGGAGAAAAUAAAUAUUCUCACUGUUGUAGA
Molecule: messenger RNA, 5382 nt
Organism: Phyllostomus discolor (pale spear-nosed bat)
Lineage: Eukaryota; Metazoa; Chordata; Mammalia; Chiroptera; Phyllostomidae
Gene: KREMEN1
Product: kringle containing transmembrane protein 1
Exons: 9
Coding region: 42-1421 (459 amino acids)
Biological process (GO): Wnt signaling pathway; multicellular organism development
Cellular component (GO): plasma membrane
Source: RefSeq, a predicted model, not a curated record